CGCUUCCUCACUCCCCUUAAGUCCGUUCACUUGCUCCUUGGACGUCGCCCGUGCAUCUGCAACUGCUCCGUGUCUCACCAUGGGCAGCAUAUAUUAGAAAGCCCAGCGCGAUCCACAACGGAAUGGCGCUCUUGCACAAGGUUAUGCUGGCGACUGCGCUCAGCAUGGCCUUCGGGGCAACAGAACGAACAGAUACCGUGGAGCCACAGCAGCCUGGGGGGUGCCAGGCACUGCCAUCGCUCCUUCAGUCCGCGGGCUCGUCCCUAACGUGCAUUGCAGCCUCCUUGAUCAACUGUCAAGCAAAUGAAAAUGCUCAGCUGUCCAUUGCGCAGGACCUGCGCGACACCAUGUCCGAGGUGCGGCGAGCGAUUCUCGACGCGGAGAAGCAGCGGCGGCGGCCGAGGCACUGCCGCGACCUGCAACUCGGCGGCGACUCCGAGUCGGGCGUCAGGCGCGUGUUCCCCUUCCGCGACUCGCCUGACGCGGCUGCGACCGUCUACUGCGACCAGGAGACCGACGGCGGCGGCUGGACGGUGUUCCAGAGGCGGCUCAAGCUCCCUGUGAGGGAGGACUUCAACCGCACGUGGGUCGAGUACGAACUCGGCUUCGGCCACAUGGACGGCGGCGAAUUCUGGCUGGGCCUCGGCCUCGUGCACCACCUGACCUCGACCGGCCUGCAGGAGAUGAGAAUCGACCUCACGGACUACGAGGACAACGCGAAGUGGGCCAAGUACGGGGUCUUCCACCUGGGGGACGCCAGCACCAAGUAUCGGCUGAGAGUCGGCAGGUACAACGGCACAGCUGGCGAUGGCUUCGGCAAUGGCAGACACAACGACCACCCGUUUACCACGAUCGACAACGACAACGACGACAGUGAUUCGAACUGUGCGACUAUCUAUCGUGGCGCUUGGUGGUACGACAAGUGCCACAUAUCCAACUUGAACGGGUUCCCUUAUGAAGGCAAACAUGACAGCUAUGCGGAUGGUAUCGAGUGGCGACCAUGGAGAGGAUAUCAUUACUCGCUAAAAACUACAGCAAUGAUGAUAAGGCCAGCAUUCUGAAGCUUCUGCUGUUGCUCACACACACAGACACACACAUUCUAUUAAUAUUCAAGAUACCAAAAAUAUGGUUAAAGUAACCAUUGUUUGGAUAUUAAUGUAUACACUGCUGCAGAUCUAUCUCUUGCAAAAUCCAUUAUGAAGUUUUAAAUGUCUAUAAUCUUAAAAUAAACAAUAUGCCAA
Penaeus indicus is the source of this 1241-nucleotide messenger RNA. Its product is annotated as techylectin-5A-like. The transcript is spliced from 5 exons. The coding region runs from base 123 to 1061 and encodes 312 amino acids. The record is from RefSeq and is a predicted model, not a curated record. NCBI's taxonomy places the organism in Eukaryota, Metazoa, Arthropoda, Malacostraca, Decapoda, Penaeidae.